AUGGAUCCCGACGCGCUCGACAGGAUGAACGAUUUCUUCGAUUUCGCCGCUCUUGAACAGAACAACGAAGUCGAACACACCCAUGCCUCAAGUGAGCAAACGGUGCCAUACUUUCAACCAGACAAUGUCACGGCUAUUGACUUCGCUUUGGAACCAGCGGCCCAAAAUACCCUCCAAUUGUACGACGUGCCCAUGUACGACGUGGCACACGAUCUCUCCUCUGCCGAUAUAAACCAGCAAUGGCCAACAUCUCACCCAACUACAUAUGCAGCGACGUCUAUGAUUGAAACGAGUGUAGACCCAGGAGCAGACGUCGAUUGGCAAACGGUUGAUAUGGAACAUGCGAAGGACCACAGGAUCCGCGACGCGACGGAUCUCGCUCUCCCGCCUUCAUUGUCAUCACUUGCGCUAAUGCAAUGCGAUGAUGAAGGCAGCUUAAUUGAUGCGCCGCACUCUCAGCUUGGGCUACGUCCUUCAGCUCUCGAUCAUUCAAUGAUUCCGGCCGAUGCCUCCCUUGCACUGGAGCAGCUACCAGUCAGAUCGGCCGCAUCCCAGCAACAACCUUCAAUUGCCACUUGGAAACCAGCAUCAGCCAAACGUAAGGGUCCUCAGUGCCGUAUUCCACUUGAGGCAAGGCAGGUGUUGGAGGACGAAUUUGCGGCCAAUCCGUACCCCUGCGCGUGGGAAUUGGACAUCAUCGCACAUCAAGCCAAUCUCGACGUGAAGAAAGUCCGCAACUGGUUCAAUAACACCCGAGCCAGGAAGAAGUGUGGAGAUUCCCAUCCUGCUGUAAAGGAUGGUUCAGGCCAGAGCAAUCGCACUCUGAAGACAAAGCUGUCAAAAGAUAGUCUGGAAAGCCUCCAAAAGCAAGCAGAUGACGCCAAUCAACUGCCGCAGCCGCCUCUGGCGGUAUACCUUGCACAGUCGUACCAAGAGGAAGCUGUUGAACUGUCUGCAGUACAGGCUGCCGUUGAUGUUGAGUCUCUCAACGAAAGCAUCCCAAAUAGUGGAUGGUCUGAGUCCAGACAAGGUCGCAGAGGUUCCGUCAUCACCUCGAUUGCUUCUUCUGAAGGCACUGCCCCCACAACAUACACAGUGUCUUCCAGCGGUAGCCGCAGUAAAACCUCGUCCUUUGGUCGUGAUCGCCGCCGAGGUAGACGUCGGAUGGCGUGGAAAGAAUCUCCUCGCCAAGCCAUUAACGGUGUGAACAGUGCAGGUGAACCCCAGAAAGAUCUGCCUUUUUUCUGUACUUUCUGUCCGCGGGCAUUCAAGACGAAGUAUGAAUGGAUACGCCACGAAGACUCUGUCCACGCGCUUCGAACCACUUGGAUUUGCUGUGACACAAAGUCAUCCGAAAAUCUUGAAGCAUGUCCAUUCUGCGGCCAGGCCCAUCCCGACGAUGCUCACCUGGCUGGCCACAAGUACCAACAAUGCCGAAGCAAGCCCGAAUCCCAACGAACUUUCUAUCGCCGCGAUCACUUCAUCCAGCAUCUGCACCAUGUUCACUUCGCCAACACCAAACAUCCGUCCGUACGUACCGGCUGUCAAGCUCGAUUAUUAGCCGCUGAAGGCCACAACUUUGGUUGCAAGGACCUCGCCAUGAAGUGGCGUCGCUUCGGUGCUCCAAUGAAGCUUGACGAUCCUAUGCUUCAUUGUGGCUUCUGCGGAAAGAAGUCAAAAGACUGGUCCGAACGAUGUGAGCAUGUUGCUGAGCACCUCGUCGCGCGUGAGCUUGACCGUGCUGUGUGGUGGAGCGAGCGCAAGGAAAACCAUUUGGAGAACCUCUACUCGACUACACCAUACGAAUCCUUCCGAUGCCGAUACUGCCAAAAGGUCUUUACGGAUGUCAAAGAUAUGAACGAACACUCUCACUGUCGUGUGUGGAGCUGUCGAUUUCUCCGGAGCUUCGACGACGUUGCUGCAGACAAUGCAGGUCCGCCCCUGUGUCCAGACUUUCCUUCGGCCAAAGCUCACCAUUGUCACCUUUGCGGCUCCGGCUAUCGAACGUUCCACGUCGAACAUGCGCAGAACUACCAUCGGUAUCGCUCGUGCAAUCAAGAGUUUUACACAUCUGAAGACGCUUUCCUCCAGCAUUUGCACAACUUUCAUGGCGCUUCACAGCCAACAUUAUUGCGAGGCUCUGGUGUCAUCGAGCAGAGCUAUAUGCGCAAUAAAGGCGCAUCGUUCGAGCCCGUGGAGUUCAAUGAGAGCUGGCAGCCUUGCGUAAUGGAUCUAGACGUAGCCUCUGUCAGUCCAUUUGUUGCCGACAACACUGUUUCAACCCUACCUGUCGACCAGAGAAGGAGUCAAAACCAGACCCGGAAGUCGCUCGUCAUUCCAAAGAAAGCUCGUGACAUUGUGCAGACUCAGGACGUCAAUGUCAAGAAGGUAUCAAGACAACGAUCUGACACAUCAACCUCCAAGGCCGAGAGUCAUCACCCGCGAUUCUUCCGACUCAGUACUUAUGUACCCUUUCUGUCAUCUCGUAUCUUCUACUCGCGGUCUGCAAAGGCAGCGGACUUUCCGAGAGACAACCAGGCUGUGCUAGAAGAGCUACCGAAGCCGCACAUUGCGACACUGGCGAUGAGUGCAGGCACAGUCAGCAUGGCCGCCGCUCGCUGGUUCAUUCGGCCAGACACAUGUUCGGUCAAUGGUAUGGUAGAGCUUACCAUUGAGAAUGAAGCAGAUGUAGAUUGA
Messenger RNA from Alternaria conjuncta, 2697 nucleotides. RefSeq lists its product as uncharacterized. The transcript is spliced from 2 exons. The coding region runs from base 1 to 2697 and encodes 898 amino acids. Gene Ontology annotation, biological process: regulation of DNA-templated transcription. The record is from RefSeq and is a predicted model, not a curated record. NCBI's taxonomy places the organism in Eukaryota, Fungi, Ascomycota, Dothideomycetes, Pleosporales, Pleosporaceae. Gene Ontology annotation, molecular function: DNA-binding transcription factor activity, RNA polymerase II-specific; DNA binding.